GAAGGAAGGAAGGAAGGAAACAUGGUUCUGAAUCACAGUAUGGCGGUGCCAGAGUUACUGAGUAAAGCAGAGUUAAUAAAACAGGGAGCAGAAGCGCGGGUGUACCGGGUACAGUUUCUCGGGAAACCGGCCAUAGUGAAAGAAAGGUUUCCGAAACGAUAUAGACACCCGGUGCUGGACGAGAAGCUGACGCACCGCAGGGCGGUGCAGGAGGUUCGCUCCAUUCUGCGCUGCCGCAGAGCAGGCAUAUCUGCCCCUGUCGUCUACUUUGUGGACUACACCUCCAACUGUAUUUUCAUGGAGGAAAUUCUGGGUUCAUCGACUGUGCGUGACUACAUCACCUCCACUCAGCAGUCGGAUUCCUGUCAGGAACAGAAGCUAGAGCAGCUCGCUGAGCGGAUCGGCCAGGUUCUGGCCAAAAUGCAUGAUGAGGACGUCAUCCACGGAGACCUGACCACCUCCAACGUGCUGUUGAGACAUGGUCAGGAGGACAAAGUGUCUGACCUUGUCCUCAUUGACUUUGGCUUGAGUUACAUCUCUGCUCUGCCAGAAGAUAAGGGGGUGGACUUGUACGUUUUGGAGAAGGCUUUCCUCAGUACCCAUCCCAACACAGAGGCUCUGUUCCAGAAGCUGCUGAAGAGUUACACACUCUCAUCCAAGAAGUCGUCAGCAGUCAUCAAAAAGCUUGAUGAGGUUCGGUUAAGAGGGAGGAAGAGGUCCAUGGUGGGAUGAUGAUCCAACAUCCUAAAAUCUAAAAAUGUAUUUGUGCAUAUAAAAAAAUAAAUGUUUUGUCAUAAAGCUUUUGCUUCUAAUGAUGGACUGUAAUGAGGGUGGCACUUUUCAUGACUUUCACUGACUAUAUCUCAAAAAGUGCACCAGGAAUAUAUUACUGAAUUCUAACAGUCGAGUCAAACUUCAAACUAUUAUUUAAAAAAACAAAACCCUAUCAUUAUGCAGUGUGUGAAUGCAGAAUUGUUUAAAAGGUGCAGUGUGUAACAUUUGAUUUCCUGGCAGAAAUUCAUUUUACUUAUCAUAAAUAUGUCUCCAAGUGUAUAAUAGUCAGUCAGUCAUCAUCUACCGCUUUAUCCUCCACCAGAGGGUCGCGGG
Molecule: messenger RNA, 1107 nt
Organism: Solea senegalensis (Senegalese sole)
Lineage: Eukaryota; Metazoa; Chordata; Actinopteri; Pleuronectiformes; Soleidae
Gene: tp53rk
Product: TP53 regulating kinase
Exons: 2
Coding region: 22-732 (236 amino acids)
Biological process (GO): protein phosphorylation
Cellular component (GO): cytosol; EKC/KEOPS complex; nucleus
Molecular function (GO): protein serine/threonine kinase activity; ATP binding
Source: RefSeq, a predicted model, not a curated record